Molecule: messenger RNA, 1671 nt
Organism: Alligator sinensis (Chinese alligator)
Lineage: Eukaryota; Metazoa; Chordata; Crocodylia; Alligatoridae
Product: solute carrier family 22 member 6-A-like
Exons: 10
Coding region: 1-1671 (556 amino acids)
Biological process (GO): transmembrane transport
Cellular component (GO): membrane
Molecular function (GO): transmembrane transporter activity
Source: RefSeq, a predicted model, not a curated record
AUGAGCUUCGCGGAGCUCCUGGACCGCAUCGGGGGCAUGGGCCGCUUCCAGCUGCUCCACAUCGCCUUGCUGGUGGUGCCCGUGCUCAUGACAGCCUGCCACAACCUCCUGCAGAACUUCUCGGCUGCCGUGCCGGGCCACCACUGCCGGCUGCGCCUGGCGCCCAACGAGACGCGGCACCUCAGCCCCGGGGACCUGCUGAGGGUCUCCGUGCCCCUGGACGCCGAGCGGCAGCCGGAGAAGUGCCGCCGCUUCAUCAGCCCCCAGUGGCAUCUCCUCCGAGCCAACGGCACUGGGGCCAACGGUACCGAGGGGGCAACUGAGGCAUGUGUGGACGGCUGGACGUACGACCGGAGCACCUUUACCAACACCAUCAUCAUCGAGUGGGACCUGGUGUGUGAUCUCCGGAGUCUCCGGCAGCUGGCCCAGUCCAUCUACAUGGCCGGGGUGCUGGUGGGAGCCCUGGUCUUUGGCAGCUUGGCUGACAGGUUCGGGCGCAAGGCGCUGCUGAGCUGGUCCUACCUGCAGAUGGCUGUCUCGGGGACCUGCACCGCCUUUGCCCCAAGCUUCCCUGCCUACUGUGUCUUCCGCUUCCUGGUGGGCAUGGCCCUCUCAGGGGUCGUCCUCAACUGCAUGUCGCUGGUGGUCGAGUGGGUGCCCACCCACUUCCGCACGGUGGCCGGGACAGCAGUGGGGUACUGCGCCACCCUGGGGCAGAUCGUCCUCCCCGGCCUGGCCUACGCGCUCCCAGACUGGCGCUGGCUGCAGUUCACCGCCUCCAUGCCUUUCUUCGUCUUCUUCCUCUACUCCUGGUGGUUCGCCGAGUCGGCGCGCUGGCUGGUGCUCUCGGGCCGGCCUGACCGCGCCGUGAUGGUGCUCAAGAAGGUCGCCCGCAUCAACGGGAAGAAGGAGGAAGGCGACAAGCUGGAUACUGAGGUGCUGAAGUCCAAUAUGCAGAAAGAAAUGGCUCUGGCCCAGUCUUCCUAUACCCUGUACAGCCUGGUCCGGACACCGGCCGUACGGAAGAUAUCCUGCUGCAUCGCCAGCGUCUGGUUUGCCACCAGCUUUGCCUUCUAUGGCCUGGCCAUGGACCUGCAGCAUUUUGGCUUCAACAUUUACCUCAUCCAAGUGGCAUUCGGCUCCAUCGACAUCCCGGCCAAGCUAGGCUCGGCUAUCGGCAUGAGUUUCAUUGGCCGGCGAGCCACGCAGGCCGCCUCCGUCAUCCUGGCAGGGCUGGCGAUCCUGGCUAACAUCUUUGUGCCACGAGAGCUUAAAGCCCUCCGUACAUCCCUGGCUGUCCUGGGGAAGGGAUGCCUGGCCUCCUCCUUCAACUGCCUGUAUCUCUACACGGGAGAGCUGUAUCCCACCGUCAUCAGGCAGACCGGCAUGGGGCUGGGCAGUACCAUGGCCCGUGUUGGAGGCAUCGUGGCCCCUGCAAUACGGGUGACGGGAGAAUAUAUCCCCUACCUCCCGCCGAUUAUAUAUGGCACCGCGCCCAUCGUCUCGGGCAUCGCUGCUAUAUUCCUGCCGGAGACCCUCAACCUCCCGCUGCCGGACACCAUAGAAGAAGUGGAAAGCAGGAAAAGGGCUGGAGACCUCAGGACCACGGAGCAGAAGGAGAAGAUCGGGCUGCAGACAGUGGAACCCACAGCUCUGCAGGAAGUCUGCUAG